Messenger RNA from Aphanomyces astaci, 687 nucleotides. RefSeq lists its product as hypothetical. Gene Ontology annotation, molecular function: zinc ion binding; nucleic acid binding. The transcript is spliced from 3 exons. The record is from RefSeq and is a predicted model, not a curated record. Lineage: Eukaryota; Oomycota; Saprolegniomycetes; Saprolegniales; Verrucalvaceae. Bases 1 to 687 code for a protein of 228 amino acids.
AUGUCCACCGGUGGAUACAUCAAGCCGGAACGAAGUGCGACGGUGUGGUCCCCGUCGACUCAAAAGCGAUCGGGGGACCCACCAGCCACGAACUGUGCGUGUGAAGUGCACCCUCGAUUUGCACCUGGCCGAGAUGGCGGCGGCAUGCUGUGCUUUGUCUGCCAGCAGCCAGCACACAUGGCCCGGGAGUGUCCCAACAAAAAAGAUGGGGAUAGCGGCGAAACCAGCUGGAAGAAGGGCAAGAACGCCGUGAAGAGGUUCAAGGCGCGGAAACGCAAAGCAAAUAUGCAAGCGACGCGAAUGAAGAAGCCCCCAUCGCCCACCAUGGACUAUGAUGGACGCUGGGUGCGACUGAACAGUGUGCUGGAAAUUCCCUACUGCUCGGACACCGGCACAGACCAGAACAUUGUGCCACAACCCAUGGUGAAUGAACUUCAAGUGUUACAGCCGCAACUUCAAGUUGUCAAGUUGGCGGCGCCAUUUCUGCUGGACCAGUCAAGGUGCCAAGCAAGCGCCGCUGUUAAACCUUUUUUAUGUGUCAACGACGGAGAUGAGUUUCUCGUCUCGGAUGACACCCUCAAGACCAUUGGUAUCGACAUCGACCGCCUGUUGGAACCGGUGACGUGCCUACAAGUGGACGAAGACGGCGACGACCUGGAAGAAGUUGGUGGCGAUUGCAUGGAGUAG